Molecule: messenger RNA, 4790 nt
Organism: Drosophila kikkawai
Lineage: Eukaryota; Metazoa; Arthropoda; Insecta; Diptera; Drosophilidae
Gene: ms(2)34Fe
Product: male sterile (2) 34Fe
Source: RefSeq, a predicted model, not a curated record
UUUGUUUCACCUGCUUGAAUCAUUACUGUCGAUACUCUACUACUACUGUAUAUUUUAUAGCCCUUUGCACACAAUGAGUUUUGCGCAAAAGUCUCUGCGAAGCAGCCGACGAACCCGCAGAUCUUUCGGCUCCUUGGAUAUUGGCCACUACAUUUACUGUGUCAAUUUUUACGACAAUGGACUGAGGGCUGUGCGCGAUGAGUUUGUGAAGCGCGUGGCCAGCGGUACUCGUCGGGAAGUAUUCGUAAUCGAUUUGGAUAAGGAAGUCGAAGAAGCAAACAAUCAAAACCAGCGAAUCUCCAGGUUAAGGUCACUGGGAUCGGUGAAAUCUGCCGUGGAUAGACUGAGCGUUGCCCUGAUGCGUAUUCGCGACUGUGUCGCCGAGUACGACAAGGUAACUAAGGACAUUGAGGCGGAGGCGAAUUUCGACCUACACAGCUACUGGCAACGGAAUAUUCCAGCACAGCUGAAGAACCUUACGCCAGUGGCGACCAAGAAAAAGGAUGUCACUGAGUCAAGCCGGGGUUUGGCAACAGCAAAACCAAAAGCUGGUAAAAGCACCAGUGACAAGGUGCACUUGGCUAAGAUCAACUGUAGGUCGAUCACGGCAAAGGAGCAUCACAAAGUCGGCAAGGGUUUGCCGGCGUCCAGGCGGGUGUACAUCAGGGAUCAUCCUGUAUUCACCAAGCUCCUGAUCCUGAUCGUAGGGAGUAUGGACAACGACUUCUACAAGAUGCUGCUAGCCAGCGAACAACCAUUGCGAGCGAUCGUCCACUUUCUGCCCGAGGAGAGCGCCUACGAUCUUCUUGUGCCGCGACCCCGUCGCGUGGUGCAGCUCAAGGAGACGCUGGCGGCCAUCCAGAGAGACAUCCACUCACUGCGUAAGCGGACUGCCGUGAAGCCGGUGGGCAUCUUCCAACAACAACUGCCACAAAUGUCCGCCUGCAUGGCAUCCAAGUUCACUGAUGAUGUGUUCGACCAACUGAGCUGGUACAUGUACGACUUGGAGACCCUCCGGGAAUGGUAUCGCAUGUACUAUGUAGAGCCCUAUAAUGAGAUCGACGUGAAGAUGAACCCCCUUUUGUCUAUGCGGGAAACAUUUCACAUGGUCGAGUCGCUCAGCAUCCAGGGACACUAUCUCAAGAGCCAGAUGCCGAAUGCCCGUGCCGACGAUGUAACCAUUUACCUGUAUUUGGAAUCAAUGAUGAGCACGUUCGGCAACCCUCGGGAUCUAAUGACCGAAGAGGAGGUGUUGAUGCUGGCCAACCCAACGCCGUCGGUUCAAACCCGAGUGCUGGACAAAGUGAAGGUAUAUGCAAAUGCCUUUAAAAGCUUGGUCAAGCUGGCAAAGAACGAACGCAUAUUCGUCGAGCAGGCCAACAGCCUGUUGGCCAAUUUGAUCUCUUACAUGGACCAGUCCGUGAUGCAGAGCGUCUACUCCAGCUGCUUGGAGUACAACCUGUUGCGACGCUAUUUCUCCACAGGCUACAUAAGCCAUUCACUGCACGUUGAACCGUACCACGGUGAACUAGAGCUUAUAUGGCUGCCGAAGUAUGCCGAGCUGUAUCUCACAGAUGACUCGGUGACGCAGCGCAUCCUUCAGCUUGUGAACGAAUACGAUGACUUCAGCGUGGAGGAAAUGCAUCCCAACGUCCGGCUCUACACCUUCCGGAGGACCUUCAACGAGGUCUUCGAGAAUGAGAAGCAGAUAGUGAUUCCAACGCGUCUCUGCUUUCGGGACUUUACACUGUACGAAAUGGAGCAGUUCCUUAACGACCUUGUCACCCCGAAAAUGUUUAACGAUAUGAACGGAAGCCAUAUAUCCGCAGACCAGAGCUUUUAUAAUGAUAACAAUAACAUAAGCGAUACAAUUAUGGUCGCGUGCAGUGAGGACAACGUUCGUGUUCCAAUAAACUCCAACAUCUUCGUCCGACCCCGAUCGAUCAAAGGUCAGCUGUCGAAGGACAGGAAGGUGGAACAGGAUGAUAACCGAUCCAUAAGCCAAAAACCUUCGAUGCUUCAAGACGUACAGUCAAUCAAAACUAACCGUCACUCUAGUGUGGCAACGAAGGACUUGCAAAGCGCGGAAUCUAAGACAUUUCAAGUGGGUUUAGGUCAAGACCACCCCAUGCUAAAGGGUUACAAUCUGGACGACACCUUGCAGACGAUAAAGUGCAAGACCUCCAAGUACUUCUUCGAGGAAGGCCGAAUCAUUCUGUACGAGGAGAUGUGGAACUUCCGUCAGAUGAACAAAACCCUCUUGCUAGAGAUCGGUGGUCAGAAGGUGCACUUCCGGAGUGCUGCUAGCCCGAUCGACGCUCUGGCGGCCGAUGGCUGUGUUCGGAUCGAGUCCAAGAACGGCAUCAGUGUUCGGGCGUUGGCCAGCGAUAGUGAGUGUUCUAAAGCGGUUCUGAGCUUUCCGAACGGACUGAGUACCUUCUGCCAGGACACCCAUGUGGAACACAUGUGGCAAUACCAGGACAAUGAACUGAAAGAGAGCCGGCGUGUUUGCACACCCUUCGGUUGUGUAAUCGUAUUCUAUCAAAGCACCGACACCGUACUGAUCAUGCGUUACAACGGCGAGGUAUACCACCUGUAUAGCUCAACGGAGGCUGACAACGAGGAGGAGGAGGAUCAGAACUCGGAAUUUCUCAACGCUUGCUCCACGCAAUCCACCUACAGCAGUUACCAUCCCAUUGCCACAGACGGGAAGAAAAAGGGCAGGUGCCGUCAAUUUCGGUCAAAGACAAGCUCCGCCUUCCGAGAGUCGGGUGGGGCAGACAAUGUGCUUCGACCUUCGGUUCAGAGUACGGACUCCAAGAAGACCCAGCAAAGUCGUGUCUCCAAGGAAUCUAUUGCGGGGGACAGGAAAAGCCGCACUGCCAAGAGCAAGCAAGCCGCCGCCCUAUUCGCCAGUGUCCAAUUCGAGAUGAACUUCCUGAAGUUCAUUAUGGAGCUGUACAAACUUAGCUACCGCCACCUAAAGCUGAUCACCUCCGUGGGCAGCGUGGUUCACAUGCAGCAGGACGGAAGUAUCUGGUGUGGCAAGCCCUUCCGGAACAGCGAGUGGCACGACUACUUCGCCAACGAGGCGUAUUCGAUGCGCGACGAUGGUGUCAAGAUGGUCUGGUCGCUGGAGGAGCUGCGGUGCUACCACAGUGACGGUACUGUCAUCACUUCGGGCACCAUUGACGGCUGGGACCCUGGCACUGAAGUGGAUGAAAUCGAUUUAGAGAUUAGUUCGAGCAGUUCGCAUCUAAACAGAGAUACUCCAGAAAAAAGGCAAAAAGAAAAGGAAACCAUUUACAUAAAUAACCCGACCGGCCUGUCGUAUGGUGUGAGCCAGCCUGUCGAAAUUGAUUUAGUGUCUAAAUCCUCAAGCAUAACGACGACGCCUAAAUUGGCUUCUAUGACCGAUUAUUUGGUGGAAGAGGAGGAGGGAGAGAUCAUCCACGACAUGAGCUAUAUCACAUACAUGCUAAACAGUGUUUUUAUACACCACCGGGUCUAUGCAGGAAUCAAAUUCUCGAACGUGGAUCUGAGCUUCGAUACCACAAUCUUCACCAGCGACAACCUGAGGGUUCGCGUUUUCAAGGAUCCUUCGGAAGGAGAGUUUCAGCAAUAUGGGCAGGACUCGGACUUUCUAUCAUCCGAAGCCGAUUCAGAUGAAUGGACGAAACCGGGCAUACGAAAGACCGCGAGGAUACCAGGACAGUCCGAAGAGUUAUCCGAAGAGGUAUCGGAAUCGGUUGUGAUUGAUCCUACGGCUGUGGAGAUUGAGGGCGACAACUUGAUGCUGAGGAUACAUAAAAAUAACGUUACCAUACAAACUCAGAUUCAAAAACCUGGAUGCAACGAGAAUGCAAAAUGCGGACUUACACGUAUUCAAGAUGAUAUUAAAUUGAAAGUUAACUUUGACCAGAGCCUAUCACUCACAUUUCGCAAUUGGGUAGAUACGGUAACAAGUUUUAUCAACUGUUUUUGUCCCAAAUGGAGAACGAAGUACUUUGUAGAAACUCAAAACUCGAGAUGCCAAAAGAAAGGCUUUGACUUGUUUACUUCGGUUCCGCCCCUGGGUCAAUAUAACUUUUGUGCGGGCAACUACUUUAUCGAUGUGAGUGCACUGACUUCGGUAAAUAGCCUGUUGAAGAAUCACUACGACUGGGUCGACAAAGAUAUGGAAAAGUUUCCGCGCUUUCCGCUCCAUAAGAAGGAGCCACCGGUUACUGAGUUCCCCUUGAUUCUUAACUCCAGGAUCUUUGUGGAGAUACCAGCGCAACUUGGCAACACCGAUCGGCUUCACCAGUUCGUUUCGGAGUUUGAUACGAUACAGUUCAAGAAGCAGCGAUAUCGGUUUAACAAUGCUGCUCUUUUUCACCUCCAUCCCCGGCUGCGCUCGAUUAUGCAAUCGGAAAUAAGCAAGCGCAGCUGGAAGAGUCGUCACGCAGAACACCGACGACGGUUGUUUAUGGAGCAGCAGCGUCUCAGUCUUUACAUGGCCAUGCUGAAGCACAAGGUGUACCCAAAUUACUUCCAGUUCAAGGAUAAAUUCUACUCCCACGUCCGAAAUAUCGACUUCUUUGAGUUUAUGACCUCCAAGUGCAACGAGAAUGUCCACCCCCAUGAGAUUGAGUUGGAUCGGGUUGAACCAACCGAGAAUCCACCAAAGAAGCCCAAGCAUAAAAGUAAUAAGAAGUGUGUCUGCCCCAAGUAUAUUUCCUCAUUAGACUAGCUCAAGUAAUUAGAAUACGCCGAAAUAAAGGUUUAAUAAAAAUUUAAAUGGUUCAAAA